Molecule: messenger RNA, 840 nt
Organism: Ostertagia ostertagi
Lineage: Eukaryota; Metazoa; Nematoda; Chromadorea; Rhabditida; Trichostrongylidae
Source: the annotation of a GenBank genome assembly
AUGUGCAUAGUGUUCGUCGUCAGAUGGAAGGAGAAAUGCACUUGUGCCAGAAGAACGCACGGAACCCUGUGGGCUGAAGUGAACGCGCUCAAGGAGGUACCCAUAAUGCCGAAUCGAACAGCACGUGUCUCCAGAGAAGCUUACAUGGAAGAAAGCGAUAUUGAAGUGGGAGCGAACACUGCUGAAAUGACACAAGAGAUGGAACCGAGUGACAAUAGCAGCGGUUGCGAGGAAUGCUGUCUUCCCGGAGCACCAGGCCCACAGGGUCCGCCGGGAAAGCCCGGAAAACCGGGUGCACCCGGCAAACCUGGCUUCCCGGGUAAACCAGGCCGUCCACCGAUGAAACCAUGCGAGCAGAUUACCCCGCCACCGUGUCCACCCUGCCCACAAGGACCACCUGGUGCCACUGGACCCCCAGGACCACCAGGUAACGCUGGAAUGCCAGGUGAGCAGGGACCUAAAGGUUCCGAUGGAACUCCUGGAGAGCCAGGAUUGCAAGGACGACCUGGUAGUAUAGGAAUGCCCGGUAACACUGGACCUGUUGGCAGCCCUGGAGAACCUGGUAACAAUGAACCGGAAAAACCUGGGCCACCUGGAGAGCCGGGAAAGCCGGGAAUGGAAGGUCCUCGAGGCCCUCCUGGACCAGCUGGCAAGGACGGAAAACCGGGAACGCCGGGCAUGCCUGGCCCAGAAGGGCCUCCAGGACAACCCGGCGAUGACGGUCAGCGAGGAAUGCCAGGGAGAAACGGCAUGCCCGGAUCGCACGGUGAAAAAGGAAUCUGUCCGAAGUAUUGUGCCGAAGACGGUGGUAUCUUCUUCGAGGAUGGCACAAGACGUUAA